Molecule: messenger RNA, 1995 nt
Organism: Gamsiella multidivaricata
Lineage: Eukaryota; Fungi; Mortierellomycota; Mortierellomycetes; Mortierellales; Mortierellaceae
Product: serine/threonine protein phosphatase 2B catalytic subunit
Exons: 9
Coding region: 83-1891 (602 amino acids)
Biological process (GO): calcineurin-mediated signaling; fungal-type cell wall organization
Cellular component (GO): calcineurin complex; cytoplasm
Molecular function (GO): calmodulin binding; calmodulin-dependent protein phosphatase activity
Source: RefSeq, a predicted model, not a curated record
UUUUCUUUUCUUGUCAUCAUCUCUCUCUUUCUCAUCUCUCUCUUUUUCUCUCCUCUUCUUUUUCUCUUCUCUCCAUUUCACAAUGUCCAAUUCUACCCCUCCUCAUCCUCAUGGAAGCAGCAGCUCCCAUGACCCCGCCUCGUCGAAUGCAUCGGCAAGUGCCCGCAACGCUCAGGCGGCGGCAGCCUUGCGUAUGCUGCAGAACAAGCGCCCAGUCCCCAAGAUCGACUUUACGGUCCAUACCAUGGACGAUGGCACCACAGCCUCAACCCUGGAACGAUACAGCAAAGAUGUGCAGGCGCCCGCGGUAUCGGUUCCGACGGACGAGAUGUUCUUUUCGAAAGAGUUUCCGGACCGGCCCAACAUCGCGUUCCUAAAGGACCACUUUUUCCGCGAGGGAAGGCUCACGGAGGACCAGGCCAUCUAUAUUCUGCAAAAGGCCACGGACAUUAUGAAGAAGGAACCAAACAUGCUUGAUGUCGAUGCUCCUAUGACAGUAUGUGGCGACAUUCAUGGACAGUACUAUGACUUGAUGAAGCUGUUUGAGAUUGGCGGGGAUCCAGAGACGACGCGGUACUUGUUUCUGGGUGACUAUGUCGACCGUGGGUACUUUUCCAUCGAGUGUGUCCUUUAUCUUUGGUCGCUCAAGAUCUGGUACCCGGACAGCAUGUUCUUUCUGCGAGGAAACCAUGAAUGCAGGCACUUGACCGACUACUUCACAUUCAAGGCCGAAUGCAAGCACAAGUACUCGGAAAGGGUCUAUGAUGCCUGCACAGAGUCGUUUUGCGCCCUGCCCUUGGCUGCGCUUAUGAACAAGCAGUUUCUGUGCGUCCAUGGUGGACUUUCACCGGAGCUGAAUACACUGGAUGACUUCCGUAAGAUCAAUCGAUUCAGAGAACCACCGACUCAUGGACUUAUGGGCGAUUUACUGUGGGCGGAUCCGCUAGAAGAGUUUGGUCAGGAAAAGACGAACGAAUACUUUGUUCACAACCACGUCCGAGGAUGUUCAUACUUUUUCAGUUAUCACGCGGCAUGCGCGUUCCUGGAAAAGAACAAUUUGCUGUCAAUUAUUCGUGCACACGAGGCGCAGGAUGCUGGAUACCGGAUGUAUCGAAAGACAAAGACGACUGGAUUCCCGUCGGUCAUGACUAUUUUCUCAGCCCCCAACUACCUGGACGUCUAUCACAACAAAGCGGCGAUUAUCAAGUACGAAAAUAAUGUCAUGAAUAUCCGGCAAUUCAACGCGUCGCCACAUCCGUACUGGCUUCCGAACUUCAUGGACGUCUUUACAUGGUCUUUGCCCUUUGUUGGCGAAAAGAUCUCCGAUAUGCUGCUGGCGAUUCUGAACACAUGUAGUAAAGAAGAACUGGCAGAGGAUGAUCUAAUCCUCAACAUUAAGGACUCAACAGCCCUCGGCAGUGCGUCCCCAAUCUCAGCUACAGUCACGUUGUCAUCAGCAACAGUGGGCGGUAAGGGACUGCAGCAGGAUUCAGGCCCCAGCUAUGAUGCAUCAGUAGCAGCGGUGCUUGAAGAGAAGGAGGCCAGCAGGAAUCGAAUUCGACAAAAGAUCCUGGCUGUCGGGCGUAUCUCUCGCGUGUUUGCGGUCCUGAGAGAAGAAUCCGAGUCGGUUUCGGAACUCAAGGACCUGAUGGGUACGACACGGUUACCUUAUGGAUCGUUGGCGUUGGGUGCCGAGGGGUUGAGGCAGGCGAUUCAUUCGUUUGAGGACGCAAGGAAAUCGGAUAUCGAGAACGAGAGGUUGCCGCCGAGCAAGGAGGAGAGAGAGAAGGAGGAGAUGGAUAAGAGGCAGAGGGCAAUCGAUGAGGCACAGCACACACCACAGGCGAUGCUGGACAAGGUGGAGGAAAUGAAGAUGCUGGGUGAGAUGUAGAGGUUCGGAGGGAGCUCAGAUACGAUAUGUGAACCGAUCGCGUUUUUGGUACACAUGGCGCUAGGUCAAAAAAUAAAGAUCUAGGUUGCAUUGCUUAUCUUACA